AUGGCGAUAUUUCCUACCGAACGUUUGCACGAGAUUGCUAUCGGGCGAACCCAUGAUUCCAAAGACCGGUCCAAAAUUGCUUCUCUCGAGGGGCUAGUUGGUGGCUUGUCGUCUGAAGAGUUGUGCGAGGCCCGCAAAGCUUACGUAGAUCGUUACUACGUCGAUCCGGAACACCACCUCCGUAACUUCGAUGUAUUUCAAGAAUUUCCGCUACUUAGAUUGGACCCUGAUCUUCUCAUCGAAUUGCUGGGUAUUCUGAAUAAACCGGACAUUCAGAAAGACGUCACUUAUAUUGGCCAUCUUCUCAAAAAGGCAAAGAACGCGUCUUUAACUCUUCAGGAUCGGAAGGAAUACUACAGCCGGCUUCCACGCAUAGGAUUAUGGGACUCGCCCGCGCGUAAGCCGUCUAAUAACCAGAAUGUCGAUUCCUUUGAGCGGCGUUUGCGUAUUCAGGCCUGGGCAAAGACAUCUGCCGUGAACUUCGACGAGGCACUCAGGGAAAUAGAAAACGGCUUCCCUAUAGUGGCGUUCGAACUUGAUACCCCAAGGGAAAGGAAUAUUGCAGUUAUUGCAAGCUCGCACGGCGCUCAGUGGCAAGAGCUUGUCGAUUGGGCGCUUGGAGUCCUCGAUGCGGGCUAUGCCGUGCAGAUUUUCACACCAUUUGGACGUCCGCUUGCGAUCCAGCGAGACAGCAUGCUAGUCCGCGAGCCGCCCACAGAGGCUGUUGCCGUCGCUUUAGGUCUUCCAGGAGUUGGCCUUGGAGCCCCUAUUCGCUUGGAUCCUCUCCGCUUGCCGAAAAGCCGCCUCGACUAUCUACUUGGGAACGUAGUUGGGGCUGAUCGGUUCGAUGCGAAUAGGUUCGGUGCUGUUUACCUAGCAGGCGGACUUGGCUUCAAUGAGGUCGUGGCAGUCACCUCACCGAAAAGUGCCGCCGAUGAUACUCAUGCAAAUAUCGCAGCGACACCCAAUAUCGCGGUAAUGAUGGGCAGCGCAGUUGAACACCGACUUCCUAUUAUUGCCCUCUGCCACGGUCCUACCCUGUUGGCUUGUUUAGAUAUUGAUAUUGGUGGCAAACGCGAAAAACUGGUUAAAGGGGUAGAAGUGGCUGCCCUCCCUGCUCUGGAGCCCAUGGUGCAUGCGCAGGGAAAGCUGGAACCCCAAUUCAGCUUUUACACAUGGAAGACACAUGACAUUCUCGCCGAAGCUGGAGCUUUGGUUAACGAAUUGGAAGACUUGAAAGGUAUGACGGUAGUCAGAACUGGUGUUCGAGAUGGCUUGCACCUGGCCACGGGUCCUGGGCCACAGACUGCGUCGAAUUUAAUCAGCGCAACCACAUCUGCUUUGGAAAAACGUUGGGGAAUGGCUUGA
Molecule: messenger RNA, 1368 nt
Organism: Hirsutella rhossiliensis
Lineage: Eukaryota; Fungi; Ascomycota; Sordariomycetes; Hypocreales; Ophiocordycipitaceae
Exons: 1
Coding region: 1-1368 (455 amino acids)
Source: RefSeq, a predicted model, not a curated record